Messenger RNA from Acanthaster planci (crown-of-thorns starfish), 3407 nucleotides. Its product is annotated as transmembrane prolyl 4-hydroxylase-like. Gene Ontology annotation, biological process: peptidyl-proline hydroxylation to 4-hydroxy-L-proline. Gene Ontology annotation, cellular component: endoplasmic reticulum. The record is from RefSeq and is a predicted model, not a curated record. Gene Ontology annotation, molecular function: L-ascorbic acid binding; procollagen-proline 4-dioxygenase activity; calcium ion binding. NCBI's taxonomy places the organism in Eukaryota, Metazoa, Echinodermata, Asteroidea, Valvatida, Acanthasteridae.
GCGGGGAAUCCCCGUUUACCUCCCAACUCAUAAUGCCACAAUGGUGGUCUCGAUUUCUAACCCGGGCCUACCUUGAAAACUCUUUGUAUUGUUUUGAUGAGGAUCGGCUAACAAUUGAGGAUAGCAUUCCUGAUCAUGUGGUGGGUUUUGUGGCACAUCCUUUUAGCCUUAGCUGUCCAAGUGGCAUCCACUUCCAAUGAAGAUUCGGACAUCUUGUUUGAUGAGUCAUCAUCACCUGAAUCCAAAGAAAGACUUACUCUCUUCCAACUUGACCCUGUGGAGAGAAACCACAUACAAGAUGUUCAACUCCAGUCAGGUCAGGUUCUACAGAUGAGGACUCUGGCGAAAGAGCCACCAGUAUUUGAGAUCCCUGGAUUUCUCUCUGCCGAGGAGUGUGAGCACAUCAAGAAACUAGCCCUGGAGGUGGGCUUGUUUAGAAGUCCCUUGAAGCAAGACGGAGCCAAUGACGAAACAGAGGAGGAAGGCUCCGCUCAGGAACUCUUCCAUGACUUUGACACUAACCAAGAUGGGGUGUUGGACGUACAUGAAGUUCUUGAAAUUCUUGACUUGGAAAGUAAUGUAUUUCUUCGACCAGAGGACGCCUCACAGAUGUUCCAAGAAGUUCACCUGGACGUAGAUGGAGAUGGAGCUUUAAGUCUGGAUGAGUUUUCCAGUGUAGACAGUGAAAAAAUAAUACAGAUUAAGGAAUGGGCUGGGCGGCUUAGUAACGAUGACAAGAAGUUGAGUCGUGUCAGUCAGCAGGCAUGGCUAUCACAGGAUGACGGCACAGACAAGAUUCUAACAGAUCUAAGGCAGAGAACCACUGAGCUGACAGGAUUGCCAGCGGGCAUCGUGGAACACAGUGAAAAACUUCAGGUUGUGUACUACACUCCAGGAGGCCACUUCCAUGCUCACUAUGAUUCGGAGGAAAUUGACCCAAAUCAGCGAUGCUCUCACACUGCAGAACUGGUACCUGACAAAGGUGGUGGCCAUGAUACAAGAUCCACACGCCUGUGCAGGUUCUUGACAAUUUUGUACUACCUUGAUGACACUAUGGAAGGUGGAGAGACUGCAUUCCCAAUCGCUGACAAUGCUACUUUCUCUGAAGAGAAUGUGAGUGUGGAGACAUGCGAUUUAAGCCGUCACUGCCACGAGGCGAACUUGUAUGUCACGCCAGAAAAAGGCAAAGCUGUCAUGUGGUACAACCACUACAUCAAUGAAACAACAGGUUGGUUGGGGUCAAUGAACCCCUACUCUCUUCAUGGUGGGUGUGAUGUCAUCCAAGGAACCAAGUGGAUUGCAAACAACUGGAUCACUGUGGACAAUUCUUACCAGAGACAGAUGCUGUACAUGAAAGAAAUGGGUCUUCUUAAACUGUCUCAUAGAAGCCAUCCGUUGUUGGACGUUGAUGAUGAUCUGCCUCUUGAUCCCGAGGAAGCAGACUUUACUGACACCGUUUACAAGCUGAAGGAAAUUUGGAUGGAGUAUUUACAGAACUCUGCUGGAAAGGAUGCACUGGGGAAGUAUUUUGGGAGCAAACCGUCGCUGGAGGAUGCAGUCGACCAGAUGAUGGGUUACACAUUUGAUCAUGUUGCCGAGAUCCACUUGGCACACAAUGGCAACGAGGUUGAGUACAAUAUUGUUUGGCGCACUGAAAUGGAUCAGACAGCUACGGAUGAGUUGGAUGACACAGAUCUGUCAAGCCUCAUACAGACUGCAAGUGCCUAUGGCAGAGGCUCAGGAAGUGGCGUCAACAAAAUGAAGCCGUCAAUGCUGCGGAUAUAUAAAAAUCCACGUUAUAACGCCGAUGGCAGCAAAAUUACCAAACAGGACAAGGUUGAAACAAAUUUGUUUGAAAAAAGGAUGUCGGAUGAGCUGUGAAUUUACGACGAUGCAAAAGAACUUUUUGUCAGAUUUUAAAACAGAACCUUCAGAGGAAAAGAUUUUUGUCAGAUGUUAUCACUCUUGAAUAAUGCACCCUUUCAUAUACUAGUAUUCUAGUGAGUACCGAGUACAUUUUCAUGCAUUCCAAGAGAAUUAUUGUCAAUAAAUAUAAUGUGAAAUAUAUUUUGUAUGUACAUUUAUGUGAUGAGGAUCUUUUUUCAUAUACACACUUUUGUAAUGAGAUAUUAACUUAUUUAUUGGUUAAUUUUGAUAUUGAAAUGUGAGAAAUCAGAUGCAAAAUCUUUUCCACUUUAUCCACGAAUUGGGCCUUUUGUAACAGAAAUGGUUGUAAGUUUUGUGUCCAAAUCAGAUACGCAUUAGGCCCUGUAUUGACUGUCGGAUGCUUUUGCUGUUAUGUAAAAAAAAUUGUAUAAAAAAGAAUCCCUCGAUAUUUGGUUAUUCUUCAUUUCAAAGAAAUAGGAGUAUACUGGCAGUAACUGAGCUAUCUGUCUAAAUAUCGCAACAGCCGGCAGGGUGGACUUUGAUUGAUCCCUGGGUCACCUAGGAGUAUACGAUUGUAGGCUGUUGAUUCAGGGAAGGAUAUGAACAGAUCAUUGCAGAUCAAGAUGCACCCCAAGGGAAUAUAAAUAUUGUACUGAUAACAAUUCAGGAAUUGGGCCAACUGAAUCUUUAUCGAAAAUUGCACGAAAGAAGUACCAUUUCGAAAGCAUGCCUUGAAGUUCAAAAGUUAACUGCUCGUUGGAUGUGAUUUUUCUUUAAAAUAAGCAUUCCGUCUACUCUGUCUCUUUGGGAUAAAUUGACAACACUUUGCAGGAGAAAUAUAAACAGUGCCUUUCGGGGCUGUUGAUCACGCGGCACACUGUUUUCUCUGAAAGCAAAUGCUGAGCGUGUUAUUUCCAAUUACGCUGUGCAAGCAACCGCCACUGCCAUUGGCAAUUCCGUGCGUACGUGUAUGUGUAACUGUGGGUGGACUUUUGCUUUGUGACAGCUUAAAAGAAAACUACAUUGUACUUACCUACCUAUGGAUUUAGUUGUUUACAUCUGGCGCGACUCAGGAAGCAGUGGCACUGUAGUUACCAAGAGUAAACAUGCAGUCAUGUUGCGUCCAGGGAAAUCAUCUUUUGAAACGAUUUCGCUAACAUUUGGGACUUAUGCUGACAACAAUUGAUUGAAAGUCUCGCCUAUUGUCCCCUGAGCGCAACACGGGCUUUUGAUCAUUUUAAUCGAUCAGUGCAGAAUUUUAAUUAACGAAUACGGCACUAACCGUGGCUUUUUGUUAAACCGAAGUAUUUUUUAUUUUUAAAGAGAUUUUUAAUCAUAAACGAAACAGCAAAAUCGUUGCCCGUAGUCUCUUGUUUAAACAUUUUUAGUUCAGUCUUGUAGGCCCGACACGUAAAUACUCCGAUUUACAAAAACUUAGUACCGUUGUUAUCUAGGCUCCGCUAGAACGAACUUUUCUUAUAUUUUCUUUUUUUUUUUCAGAAGAAAGCACUAGAAAACAA